Molecule: messenger RNA, 1194 nt
Organism: Cadophora gregata
Lineage: Eukaryota; Fungi; Ascomycota; Leotiomycetes; Helotiales; Ploettnerulaceae
Exons: 7
Coding region: 1-1194 (397 amino acids)
Molecular function (GO): O-methyltransferase activity
Source: RefSeq, a predicted model, not a curated record
AUGGCUUCAGCCGACGAUAUCAUCAGCAAAGCGGAGGCGAUUCUUGCUAGUGCAAAGAAGUUCAAGGGUGAUAGAGCAGAACGCCAUGAAUUGAUGAAGCAAGUGGACCUCCUUUAUUUGGACUUGGAAGACCCCAUGGAUGCUAUGCUGCGACAAUGGUCAUUUAUGAACACGGCUACGUCUCUGAACAUGAUGGUUAAGAUGGGUGCUUUUGAGAAAAUGCCGAAAGAGGGAAGCAUUACUGCGACUGAGUUAGGGGCACUCAUCAAUUUAGAACCAUCGGUGAUAGUUCGUCUAAUGCGAAUGCUUACCAGCACCGGAGUAAUCGAAUUGACAGGAGAAGACACUUAUGCUCACACUCCAAAAUCACGUGCAUACCUUGAUGGCGCCGCAAUGGACUUCUUUAACUUGUGUAUAAACAUGUUCGGUUGUUACCUCACCUGGCCAGACUACUUCAAAACGCGUACACCAGAAGAGCUGAUUGACCUCCGAAAGACACCAUACACAUUCGCGUACGGCCGCGAAGGGCAAACCUUCUACGAAGUCCUCACAGCUGACAAAGACCGCUUCAACAUGUUCAACAAAGCCAUGAUGCAACAAGAAGCGUCACUCCCUACCCUGGGCAUGUUUCCUUUCGCAUCUCUGAAAGAAGAAGUAGAAGCUGAGCCUGACCGAGCUUUUGUCGUCGAUAUCGGAGGCGGGAGAGGACAGUCUCUUCUCAUGAUCCAGAAAGAGACGGCCGCACUCUUUGGUGCUUCAAGUAAGAUGGUGUUGCAGGAUAGACCGCAAGUUUUGGACACAAUACCCCAAGAGCUACUUCCGAACAUCGAAAAGAUGCCGUAUGAUUUCUACACUGAGCAGCCGGUCAAAAACGCGCACAUCUACUUCCUCCGCCGCAUAAUCCACAAUUACCAGGACAAUGUCUGUCUCACAAUCCUCAAAAACAUCGCCGCAGCCAUGGGACCUAAAUCACGUCUUCUCAUAGGCGAAGUCAUUGUUCCAGCCCGUACCGAAAUAGGCGAGGAUCUGGGCACGUAUUGGAUGGACAUGGUGAUGAUUUCCAUCGGUGGAAAAGAGAGGAGCGAGAAAGAGUUUGUUGCUCUAUUGGAAGGUGCUGGAUUGGUGUUACACAAGAUCUGGCCGUAUGUGGUGGGGAACCAGGCAAUGAUUGAGGCGAGGUUGAAGGAGGUGUAA